AUGGAAGAAGAACCGAAAGAAUUUCUUGAUGAUGAUUAUUUUGGAGUUAGAAAGUUGGUUACUGUAAAAAGUCUUUUUGAGGUGGGAGCUCAUUUGGGCCACAAAACAGGAUGUAGGGAUCCAUACAUGGCACCAUUUCUAUUUGGAACCAGAUUUGAUUUAGAUAUUAUUGAUUUGGAACAAACUAAAGUUAUGAUGCAGGAUGCCUUGAACUUUGCAGCCCAUAUUGCUUAUAGAGGUGGAGUUAUAUUAUUUGCAAGCCGUUAUAGACAAACAUUAGACAUUGUGGAACAGACGGCUAAAGAUUGUGGUGAAUAUGCCCAUUGUAGAUAUUGGAGAGGUGGUUCUUUUACUAACUCUAAUGUUAUAUACAAAGGAGCCACACGAUUACCUGACUUGUGUAUAUUUGUCAGUGUUUUAAACAGUGUUUUUGAAACUCAUACAGGUGUUAUUGACUCUGCCAAACUUUUAAUUCCAACUAUUGGAAUAGUAGAUACAAAUUGUGACCCACGAAUAAUAUCUUACCCUAUUCCUGCUAAUGAUGAUACCCCUGUUGCUAUAAAAUUAUAUUGUGAGCUAUUUAAACAAGCCAUAUUAGCAGGAAAAGAAAAGAAGAAGAAAGAUCAACUUGUUAACUGA
This is a messenger RNA of Lottia gigantea (owl limpet), 639 nucleotides long. RefSeq lists its product as hypothetical. The coding region runs from base 1 to 639 and encodes 212 amino acids. The record is from RefSeq and is a predicted model, not a curated record. Gene Ontology annotation, molecular function: structural constituent of ribosome. Gene Ontology annotation, cellular component: mitochondrial small ribosomal subunit; ribosome. Gene Ontology annotation, biological process: translation. The transcript has a single exon. NCBI's taxonomy places the organism in Eukaryota, Metazoa, Mollusca, Gastropoda, Lottiidae.